Messenger RNA from Anthonomus grandis grandis, 1171 nucleotides. Its product is annotated as peptidyl-prolyl cis-trans isomerase E-like. Gene Ontology annotation, molecular function: peptidyl-prolyl cis-trans isomerase activity. Bases 83 to 1153 code for a protein of 356 amino acids. Gene Ontology annotation, biological process: protein peptidyl-prolyl isomerization. The record is from RefSeq and is a predicted model, not a curated record. Lineage: Eukaryota; Metazoa; Arthropoda; Insecta; Coleoptera; Curculionidae. The transcript has 6 exons.
CGAUAACUAUAUGCCAUACUUUGACAGUUUUGUUUUUCUUAAUUUAUUUUAUAGAUAGUAUUUUACGAAGAAAAUUAUUAAAAUGAAGCAAAAAAGGAAAUUUAGGCCAGCAAAAAUACCUCGUUACUUACCUGGCGAAGUAGCAGAUGCGUUUAAUAAAAAUGAUUUGGAUCAUUUUAAUAGACACCGUUAUAGGGUGUUCCGGGCAAGACCUCUUGUAGACUGUAGGCCACCAUUAAUGAAUCCUUUAAAUUACCUAAAUGGUAGAAAAAUGUUAACUGAUGCAAAUCGAUUAAGAGCCAUCGAUAUAGAAAACAAGGAAUUACUUAAAAAAAUUAAUACCAUUAAUCGACUCGGGGGCAAAGUGGACUCAUAUAACCCAAAUGCCUACAGACGAAUAAAUAAAUGGCCUGCCUACAAUAACACUAUGAAAUAUCUAGAAAAGAAAAAUUUAAAAUUGUACUUACAAAUUAAAAAUAAAGAGUCGAGCUAUGAUACGAAUAAAUUGAAGCAAGAGUGGGCCGACACCAUAAAAGUAAUGGAACACAUUUGCCGGUAUCCACUUGUAAUCGUUGGGAAGUCUACUUUGGAUGAAGAUUUAAUGCAGUCCCAGUCCAUAAGCCAUCUGCUUAAGUGUAAAAGGCCAGAGUUAAGACCCUAUGCUUUCAUGGACUUCAGUGUAAGAAACGGGAAAUUUCUCGGUAGAAUUAUUAUUGAAUUGUAUUAUGACCACGUACCGGUGACUGUUCAAAAUUUCCUAGAACUUUGUAAGGGAGACUCCCUUUCCUACAAAAACAAUUUGGUACACAGAAUUAUAUUAGGAGAAUAUAUGGAAUUGGGGGAUAUUACUCAUGGUAAUGGAAGAGGUGGAUUUUCCAUAUAUGGAAAGUCAUUUGACGAGGAAAAUCAUAAGUUACGACAUACUAAGGCAGGUGUCUUAUCUAUGAAAAGGGUUGGAUGGACUGAAAAUAACUCUCAGUUUUGUAUAACUUUUAAAAGAAUGGAGCGUUUAGAUCACAAAAAUGUUGUUUUUGGUUGUGUUAGGAAAGGAAACGAUGUGCUGAUGAAUAUUCAAUAUUAUGGCAGAAAAAUUGGAAAGCCUUUAGAAAACAUUAUUAUUUCUGAUUGUGGUGAAUAUGAAAUGAAAGAAUAAAUUGAAAAAGUUCCAUUA